Molecule: messenger RNA, 357 nt
Organism: Aspergillus nomiae NRRL 13137
Lineage: Eukaryota; Fungi; Ascomycota; Eurotiomycetes; Eurotiales; Aspergillaceae
Exons: 1
Coding region: 1-357 (118 amino acids)
Source: RefSeq, a predicted model, not a curated record
AUGAUGCGUGGGGAAUUCAUGGAUAUCUUGAUCGCUGAAGAACAACGACUCAGCAGCACUUCGACCAGCAACCAUGAAAGCCCGCAACUGUCAGAUAUUAUGGAAGAGAGCUGGAAGAUGGGAACGCUCUGGUAUGCACUUGCACUCGCCAGCCCCACCGGUCUCUUUACAGUGUUUUACAAGCAAAUUCAGCCCAUAUUUCUCGAGAAUUGUCCUGAGCAUGAUACUUUCCAACAGAUUAUGCCAUGGUAUUGGGCACAGGACUGGGUCAAGGUUGCAGCUAGUAAACUAUCGAACAGGAAAGAGUAUGACAUCCGUCUGCAGCAAGCCUUUGAAGGCGACACGAUGGCCAAAUGA